AUAGCACUGCUCCCCAAGACGCGACAGCUUCUUUCAUAUUUGCAAUCAAGCCCCCUGGGUACCGCAACUCAGCCUGUAGCUGACCCGAUAGUCCCCGCAAUGACUACUAUCUUUUCCCCAGCGGCUGUCUUGCCAAAUGGAACUCACGAAUGGGGGAACCGAGUGGAUACUGUUUUGGCCUAUGAGGUGUCCGCUGCACUCCCACCAGCAAACGAUCUCGGGAACAUGCCGGUCAUUGAUGAGGCCUCAUUAUCCACCUUGGGCUUAUCUGGAUAUGUCGGAACCAUUGAUGAAGCGAACCUCUCACAUGUUAGUUCCCUUCAGCCAACGACCACCAACCACGCGACGGUACCCUACGGCGGGAAUUGGAAUCUUCCGAUGCCGGACAACUGGAAUGACACUGCCAACCGUGGAAGUGCUGGACCUUCUACAGCGACCUACCAUGCCUCUUCAAAUGAAACUCGUGCCGGAACUCUAGGCAAUGGAGCGAAUUGGGGCGAGGAUACUGUGGGCUGGCUGAAGGGACUGGCUUGGAGUAUGGGAUACUACCUCAUCCCUCGCGGCGCUGCCAUUCCCGGUGGUGCUCUUGUUUAGGAGCUUCACUUCAUGUUUUUGAACACUGAUUGGUUCAGUUGUGUCAUCAUGAGUGGCUCCGUUACUUGAAUAUUCUGCACCACGUUGAAUUUUCAUGUAGAGCGAGGCUCGUGGUCUGGAAUCCUCGCAUCUUGAUUUGGAUUGUGGACGAUGCAUUCCCUUAGACCGAAUAAUGUUCCAAGCAUUUGUGCUUGUCCACUCACGUUGUCCAGUCUGCAGAU
Cantharellus anzutake is the source of this 815-nucleotide messenger RNA. RefSeq lists its product as uncharacterized. NCBI's taxonomy places the organism in Eukaryota, Fungi, Basidiomycota, Agaricomycetes, Cantharellales, Hydnaceae. The record is from RefSeq and is a predicted model, not a curated record. The coding region runs from base 100 to 594 and encodes 164 amino acids. The transcript has 2 exons.